AGUCCCGUUGAGUUCCUGAGACCCCUGCCCCAGGGUAGGUUGCUGUCUGUUGCCCGAGGCCCCUGCCCAGUGGUAGGUUGCCGCCUGUUGCCCGAGGCCCCUGCCCAGUGGCAGGUUGCCGCCUGUUGCCCGAGACCCCUGCCCAGGGGUAGAUUGCCGCCUGUUGCCCGAGGCCCCUGCCCAGUGGUAGGUUGCCGCCUGUUGCCCGAGACCCCUGCCCAGUGGUAGAUUGCCACCUGUUGUCCGAGACCCCUGCCCAGUGGUAGAUUGCCACCUGUUGCCCGAGACCCCUGCCCAGUGGUAGGUUGCCGCCUGUUGCCCGAGACCCCUGCCCAGUGGUAGGUUGCCGCCUGUUGCCCGAGACCCCUGCUCAGUGGUAGGUUGCCGCCUGUUGCCCGAGCCCCAAGCCUAGGGUGGAGAUUGCCUGCCUGUCGCUGAAGACCCCCCGUGCCUGGAAUCGUCCCUGGUUUGUGCACACGUCCCCCUCCCUGCCAUUUCCCCAUUGAGUGUCUGUCCUUUUGUUGC
Molecule: messenger RNA, 525 nt
Organism: Staurois parvus
Lineage: Eukaryota; Metazoa; Chordata; Amphibia; Anura; Ranidae
Source: the annotation of a GenBank genome assembly